Messenger RNA from Acanthisitta chloris (rifleman), 1373 nucleotides. RefSeq names its product ankyrin repeat and fibronectin type-III domain-containing protein 1-like. Gene Ontology annotation, molecular function: protein binding. The annotation marks the transcript as partial. NCBI's taxonomy places the organism in Eukaryota, Metazoa, Chordata, Aves, Passeriformes, Acanthisittidae. The record is from RefSeq and is a predicted model, not a curated record. Gene Ontology annotation, cellular component: spindle. Gene Ontology annotation, biological process: regulation of establishment of bipolar cell polarity; establishment of mitotic spindle orientation. The transcript is spliced from 10 exons.
UGGAAUGGAGCUCUUCAGAAGACUUCUUUCCUCUGGCUGGUGAAAUAAUUAUGGAUAAUCUGCAGUCUUUGAGGUGCUCCAUCACGGGUCUCCAAACGGGCCAGAGGUAUUAUGUCCAUGUUUCAGCAUACAACAUGAGAGGAUGGGGACCUCCACGCAAAUCCACUCCUGAAUAUGCUUCUCCUUCAAACUGGAAAGACUGCAGUGGGAGAGAGCCUCGGCACCGGGGACACACCGAGGCCCUGGAACGCCUCCUUCAGCAGGUUCGAGCAGCUCUGCAGCUCUGCAGCUGCAGAGAAAGUUCUAAAUUGCAGAAUGCUGGUCGCAAGCAAUCGGUUUCCAGAAGCCUGAAGCACCUUUUCCAUUCAUCAAACAAGUUUGUGAAGACUCUGAAACGGGGACUCUACUUAUCUGUUAUACUUUUUAACAAAGACAAUUUGUUAGUAACCAAUGAAGAUCAAAUCCCAAUUGUGGAAAUCGAUGACUCUCACAGUAGUUCAGUUAUGCAGGAUUUCCUGUGGUUCACAAAGUUGUCUUGCAUGUGGGAUGAUAUCAGGUGGCUGAGGCAGAACACGGCCGUGUCCGUGUCCUCGUCAACGGCACUCCAGGCCAGGCAGAAGAUGCUUUCAGCAGCAGCACAGCUGCAGAAUUUGCUGGGAACUCACAACUUAGGCAGAGUUUUUUAUGAGCCAAUCAAGGAUCGACAUGGCAAUAUGCUGAUAGUUACUGUAAGAGAAGUGGAGAGUCUGUAUUCAUUUUUUAAUGGCAAAUGGUUGCAGGUAUCCAGACUACAAAGCCAGAGGAAAUCCCUUUCAACUCCAGAGGAGCCAACAGCAUUAGACAUCUUGCUUAUAACAAUCCAGGACAUACUUUCCUAUCACAAACGAAGUCAGCAGCGCCUCCCUCCCGGCCUGUAUCUGGGCUACCUUAAACUCUGCAGCUCUGUGGACCAAAUCAAAGUGCUUGUGUUGCAGAAGUUGCCUAAUGUCCUGUGUCAUGUGAAAAUCCGAGACAACAGCAAUGUCUCCAAAGAUGAGUGGGAAUGGAUCCAAACACUUUCUGGCUCAGAAUCUGUGGAAAGUAUGGAUCAUACUUCAGACUGCCCUACUCAAUUGUUCUUGUAUGAGCUCCAGACGGCAGUGAAAGCUCUCCUCAAACUGAUCAAUCUACCUCUGCAUCAGGCUAAGCACUUCCGUCUGUACACACAGGAGGUGUUGGAACUGGGUCACAAUGUCUCCUUUCUUCUCCUGCUCCCUGCCUCAGACGACGUCUGCACUGCCCCAGGACAGAAUAAUCCUUACACCCCACACUCAGGAUUUCUUAACCUCCCUCUUCAGAUGUUUGAACUCGGUAUAGUAGCUUGCUUCACCUAG